Molecule: messenger RNA, 1827 nt
Organism: Scedosporium apiospermum
Lineage: Eukaryota; Fungi; Ascomycota; Sordariomycetes; Microascales; Microascaceae
Product: putative fad nad-p-binding domain-containing protein
Exons: 6
Coding region: 1-1827 (608 amino acids)
Molecular function (GO): NADP binding; flavin adenine dinucleotide binding; N,N-dimethylaniline monooxygenase activity
Source: RefSeq, a predicted model, not a curated record
AUGGCUCCUCUCCUCAACUCCGAUUCGUCUCCGCCAAGCCUCGACUCACAUGCGCAAGAUUCAUCAGACGCAAUAGCUCUAAAGAUUCCCCUAGUCGCUUCCCCCGAAGCUCAAAGGCUCUUCGGCUGGCCGGAGCAAAAUGAUGCCGGGUACCGCAUUAAAGAAGAGCCAAUGGGCACAAAACGGAAGCUGAAGGUCGUGGUCCUUGGUGCCGGCGUAUCCGGGAUUAAUUUCACCAAAACCGCACAGGAAAAACUGAGCAAUGUGGAAAUCGUGUGUUACGAGAAAAAUGAUGAGAUUGGAGGGACUUGGUAUGAGAAUGUAUAUCCUGGUGUCGCCUGUGACAUCCCCUCUGUCUCAUACCAAUUUACGUGGGAACCUCACAUCUGGCCCGAAUAUUACUCCUCAGGCCAUGAAAUAUUGAAGUACCUCAAGGGAAUUGUCGACAAGUAUCAAUUGGCGCAGUGGAUUAAGCUACAGCACAAAAUCGUUGGUGCAGAAUGGUUAGAUGAGGAGGGGCAAUGGCGACUUUCUGUCGAAGACCCAAGUGGACGCGUGUUCGAAGACCGAUGCGAGGUGUUCUUAAAUGGCGGUGGAAUUCUCAAUAAUUGGAAAUGGCCCAACAUCGAAGGGAUAUCCUCCUUCAAAGGAAAGUUGAUGCAUACGGCAAAAUGGGACACGUCCUACGACUGUAAAGGGAAAAGAGUUGUUGUCAUCGGCGCCGGUAGCAGUGCCGCCCAGGUUGUUCCAAGUCUCCAGCCAGACGUAGCUGAGAUGCACUGUUUCGUGAGAUCCCCGACAUGGAUCACACCGGGGUUUGCCUCGAGACUUGCCGGCCCAGACGGAGGCAAUUUCACCUACACCGAAGAGCAGAAGAAAAAGCUACGGGAUGACCCGAAAGCGUACUUGGAGUAUAGAAAGAUGGUUGAGGCCGAAAUUGGUAUAAGAUUUCGGUUUCUCAUGAAGAAUGGCCCGGAAGCUAAAACGGCCAGGGAGUUUUCCGAGACCGAAAUGAGAAGGAAACUCGGCAACCGAUCUGAUAUAGCGGAUGCGAUCAUACCGAAGGACUUUGCCAUCGGUUGUAGGCGGCCUACACCAGGCGAGGGUUUUCUGGAGGCACUUGUAGAGCCAAACGUCACCGUGUGGACCAGCCAAAUGCGCCGAAUCACCGAGGAUGGUUUCAUAGCUCACGAUGGAAGCCACCACCAAGUCGACGCCAUUAUCUGCGCGACCGGUUUUGAUACGUCUUGGAUACCGAGGUUCCCUGUCAGGGCACACGGCCAAAAUCUUCAAGAUGUAUGGACAAAAGAGGGAGCGUUAUCGUAUUUGGCUGUUGGAGUGCCGGAGUUUCCUAAUUUCUUCUGGUUCGCUGGCCCGUACGGGCCCUUGGCUGUUGGCUCACUGCUUCCUAUUAUCGAGGUGUUCACGAAUUACAUCUGCGACGUCAUCAACAAAAUGCAAAUAGAAAAAAUCAAAUCCCUAACCCCUAAGAAAUCAGCUGCUCUCGCAUUCAAGGAACACCACGACCUCUACAUGCACCGCACUGCCUGGAGCGGGCCUUGCUCGUCGUGGUUCAAAAGAGGAACCAAGGACGGGUAUUUGACCAUGUACCCUGGCUCAAGGGUACACUUUUUUGAGUUAUUGGGACGACCGCGGUAUGAAGACUACGAGUUUGAAUACUUGAGUGGGAACCAGUGGGAAUUUCUAGGGAACGGGUUCUCGUUGAGGGAGUUUGAUGGGCGCGACACGACUUUUUGGAUGGGGUUGCUAAACGGCGAGGACAUUCAGCCUGAGUUCAACGAGGAUGUCAUCCCGAAGCUAGUAUAA